Messenger RNA from Plutella xylostella (diamondback moth), 1429 nucleotides. RefSeq names its product TM2 and DnaJ domain-containing protein wurst (gene wus). Lineage: Eukaryota; Metazoa; Arthropoda; Insecta; Lepidoptera; Plutellidae. The record is from RefSeq and is a predicted model, not a curated record. Gene Ontology annotation, cellular component: membrane.
ACAGUGACAAGCGAGCGUCAGAAAAGUUUUCAUUUUCACUUGCUGGCACGGUAAAACUUUUAAUUCAUGUUUUUAAAUAAAUUGUGCAAUACAGCAAUAAUCCCUGAUGAUCACGGAAAGAAGUUUCUUCCACGUAAGCACUUUUUAAAGUGACCUGUUUGUAAAACAGUUGCUUAAUCGACCUUUAUCUACUUGAGUAAAAAGUACGGUUACACGACACACAUAAAUAUUUUAGAAAUCAUUGAAAAUGUCAGCAACCGGAGAUAGUAUACCGAGUCAAAAGUCUGUAUUUUGGGCGUAUGUGUUCUGGUUGUUCGGUGGCAUACUUGGGACUCACCAUUUCUACUUGAGGCGGGAUCGACAUGCGUUUGUUUGGUGGAGCACCCUCGGAGGGUUUGGGGUGGGCUGGCUGGGAGAAGUCUUCAGGAUACCUCGCUACGUUCGAGAUGCCAACGAGGAGCCCGUCUACAUGGCCUGGCUGGUGACCAAGAUGAAGCAGAACAAGAAACCUCCGUUCUCAAUGAACCGGUUCACGGGUAUGCUGAUGGUGGGCUACUCCUGGGCUCAGAUGAUGAUGCUGGCGGUGCCCCCUGAUGAGGUGUGGGGCAUCAACUUCAGAUAUCUCAACUACCUCAUACCAUUUGUGGCCGCUCUGGGCGUGUGGACAGUGGGCAACAUCGGGCGCGAGCAAGGGUCGCUGAAGUGGCCUGUGUUGGCGGCGUACCUGGCCUACCCCGUCCGCUAUUACAUCUUCGACGAGAGCAUCUGGUUCACGGUGAUGGUGCUGGCCUCCGGACUCGCGUUCGACUGGCUGUCCAAGGACUGGAGACGCACACCUAGGAAGAAGCAAGGGGUUGUGAAGCGUCUGGCAGUGCUAGGAGUUUGCGCUUGCCUGUACCUGUCGCUGUGGUGCGGCUACCUGUACUUCCACGGUACAAUCACCGACAGUGAGGGAGACGAAGUGCCGGUCUAUGAGGCCAUCCAUCACUUCUUUACCAGCCCUUGGUGGUUGGAUGUGAAACAGGCCAUGUACGAGACCUACUUGUACGCUCAACACCACGGCUGGUACGAGGUGUGGAAACAGAUCAUAGACCUCUCUGAUCCACACGGCGAACAAAACGCUUACAGGGUCCUCGGCGUGACUCCGGAAGCGACACAACAAGAGAUCACGUCAACAUGGCGUCGACUGUCCCGCGAACACCACCCUGACAAAGUGAAGGACGAAGCUCAGCGCCGCGCCGCACAAGAACGGUUCAUGGAAAUACAGCAGGCCUACGAAAUACUGUCCAACAGCAAACACAAGAGGAACCGAAGGAAUAAGAAGGAUAAUUCUGAGCCUAUCAAGGCUAAUGGCGAUUAGGUUUGAUGUUUUAACCCCCGUAAGUCCGCGCCACCACUAACUCGCAGUACUCAGCGAAACAUCAUAUAC